CGCUCCUCAAACAGAACAGAGCAUGAAAGCAAACACCUCAUUGGCUGAGCAGACCAUCAGGAAGAAGAGGCUACUGAACAAACCCGGGCUUGUCACAUUACUGUGAGCAUGCCAUGGAAUCAGAGCACUUCAGACAAACUAAAAGCAGAUGCAGAAACAACCUCAACGUUGCCAAGGUGAACUCUCUAGGUCAAUAUCCAAUCAAAAGGGUGAAGUAUGGCGUCUGUGUUCACUAUCACUACUGGUGAAACACUGAACACCCAUGAAAGCUUCAAGUCACAUCUCCCUUGGGGUUCAUGCAAAAAUGUCUCUAACAGCAAAGACUGUGACGUCAUCCUUGCUUUCUGUCCAGUCACGUCUCGAGUCGGAACUGACAUUGAGGCAGCGUUGCGGGCCAUUCCAGAGGGUAAACCUUUAGCGUUGGUGGUGCUUCACCACACAUUGGACAGCAACUACACUUUGCCCGACACAAAGAGGUUCAUGAAGCGGGCCGACUCCAUCACUGUGGACUGCCUGUUCACCGAUGACGGACUGAUGAGAUGCCCUUGUAAUGAUGACGCAGUGCGAGCUGUCGCCAAGUUCCUGCAGCAACACGGGAAACGCAGUCAGAGAGGCAAGCUGGCCCUGGGCCUGCUCAUCCUCAUCUUGUUGUGUGCGGCCAUUUCCACAUUUUCCAACCAAGCAGCUGAGUUAGUUCAUACCAAGAAAGAACUUGAACUAAUGCAGCAAAACUAUAAGGAAUUGGACAGAAAAGCAAAGAAAGAAAUUAACUAUUUGAAGGAAGAUGUUGAAAACUAUAAGGAAUUGGACAGAAAAGCAAAGGAAGAAAUUAACUCUCUCAAGGAAGAGGUUGAAAAUUGUAAGGAAUCAGACAGAGUAGCAAAGGAAGAAAUUAACUCUCUCAAGGAAGAAGUUGAAAACUAUAAGGAAUUGGACAGAAAGGCAAAGAAAGAAAUUAACUAUUUGAAGGAAGAUGUUGAAAACUAUAAGGAAUUGGAAGGAGAAGCAAAGAAAGAAAUUAACUCUCUCAAGGAACAGGUUGAAAACUGUAAGGAAUUGGACAGAAAAGCAAAGAAAGAAAUUAACUCUCUCAAGGAAGAAGUUGAAAACUAUAAGGAAUUGGACAGAAAGGCAAAGAAAGAAAUUAACUAUUUGAAGGAAGAUGUUGAAAACUAUAAGGAAUUGGAAGGAGAAGCAAAGAAAGAAAUUAACUCUCUCAAGGAACAGGUUGAAAACUGUAAGGAAUUGGACAGAAAAGCAAAGAAAGAAAUUAACUCUCUCAAGGAAGAGGUUGAAAACUAUAAGGAAUUGGACAGAAAGGCAAAGAAAGAAAUUAACUAUUUGAAGGAAGAUGUUGAAAGCUAUAAGGAAUUGGAAGGAGAAGCAAAGAAAGAAAUUAACUAUUUGAAGGAAGAUGUUGAAAACUAUAAGGAAUCGGACAGAAAAGCAAAGGAAGAAAUUAACUCUCUUAAGGAACAGGUUGAAAACUGUAAAGAAUCGGACAAAGAUACUGAAAAGCGGUAUCUAAAGUCCCUGCUGACUCCUUAACUCAGUUUGACAAUACUACAGGAAGCGGUUGGAUAUACUGUAACCCUCACAGGCAGUGCUGCUUUCCAUAAGCUGCUGUGUUUGGUUACACCAUAUUUCACUAAGCAGUGUCAGUGCAAGAAAGUGAUAUUUUUCAUAACUCAAAUAUUUUACAAUACAUCUAUAAUAGUCAGACAUGUUUUCCUGCUGACCACCAAGGUGUGCUGUUCCCUUCAGGAUGUGAUGGACACUAAAGUAAUUUAAUCCUGGUCUGUAAUGAAACAGCUCUUACAUAAAAUGAAUUAUGAACCUA
Molecule: messenger RNA, 1840 nt
Organism: Sardina pilchardus (European sardine)
Lineage: Eukaryota; Metazoa; Chordata; Actinopteri; Clupeiformes; Clupeidae
Product: synaptonemal complex protein 1-like
Exons: 3
Coding region: 217-1548 (443 amino acids)
Source: RefSeq, a predicted model, not a curated record